Drosophila biarmipes is the source of this 4152-nucleotide messenger RNA. RefSeq names its product intraflagellar transport protein 88 homolog (gene nompB). Gene Ontology annotation, molecular function: kinesin binding. Bases 1433 to 4078 code for a protein of 881 amino acids. The transcript is spliced from 8 exons. Gene Ontology annotation, cellular component: centriole; ciliary basal body; non-motile cilium. Gene Ontology annotation, biological process: intraciliary transport; non-motile cilium assembly. NCBI's taxonomy places the organism in Eukaryota, Metazoa, Arthropoda, Insecta, Diptera, Drosophilidae. The record is from RefSeq and is a predicted model, not a curated record.
CUCAAAGUGGCGCAAAAAAGUUGUUUAAGUUUCAUGUUUAGAUUUAGCGUCGUGUCCUGCUCAGCGUAUCUUUAAGAUGCUUUGCCUCGGGCACUUUUACGCACUACGUAAGUAACUGCUUACGAACAAAAGAGAGGAAAAUAAUGAUAAGCAUAUAUGGGCAGAUGUGGGGGAUAACCCCUCGCCAUUGUUUCCGACACUUUUACGAGGUUACUGUGUAACUAUGAAAUACAGCCCGAGGUGAAUCAAAUUAUAAUAUGGUUGAGCGGGAGAUACGAAUACGUUUCUCAGUUCCAACCUAGCUGUGGGCACUUCGGUAGAAGAUGCGCUGGUGACCCUGUCGUAUGCUUGAUAUUUAGUGGCGAACUCCUCAUAAGGUCUCCCCACUUGACUUUAUAGUCUGGACCUUUCCUUUUCCCUGCCUCGUGUUAUCACUGACAAUUUAGCCGGAGCAGAAUUAGAAAAAAAGCAAAAAGGGGACUCCAGCGCCAAACGAAGUGUAAUCUGAUUGCAUUUGGCAGCGGCUCAGAGCGAAUGAAGAUGAGGAUGGUGAGGCACAUACCUGUGGGUGGGGAGUCGUGUCCUGGUGAGUGCCAAAGGCGUUUCUCUUAAUCAAACGUCGCUCUUUGUGUCAGCUCGAUUUUCACAUUGCCCACUUCCAGGUGUCUAUUGCUUCCGUUCCUCGCCUUGGGCGACACUCAAUGGGUCCGUCAGUCAUUUAGUCAGCGGGGCAAUCGCUGAGAUUGAUUAUGUCUGCUCUAAUCUGGCAAAUGUAAUCAACAUAAUUCUGCCCAUCUGUACAUCGCCUUAAAACGCGGUGAGAAGUUGCACUGCUAAAAAAUGAAUGAUAAAUUAUUCCCGGUUUGGAGCAUUUCUUACUACAUUUAGCUAUCUAUUUUCGGAGAGAAAGAAAAAUUGGCAUAUUUACUUAUUUUUCAUUAUCCAAUAGCAACAAUCAUACCUGCAUAUAUACCUGUUUAUAAAUCAAAAUUGAGACAAAGUAGAAUUAUUUUAAAUACAGAAUUACAAGUAUAUCACAAUAUGUGAGAUCAAUUUAUUGUUUUAAGGCAUUGGUAUGAAAACAUCUUUACUCAAGCAGUUCUCCCCCAUGCAGUUUAUCACUACUUUAUCUCCCACAUUGUAAUGUAAUGGUUAGAGGAGUUUUAGAUUAAUCCUAUUUUUUUAGGUAAAGUUAUUCUGCAGUUCUACUUUGUUGCUCUUUUUUUUAAUAGUUGGCCUUUAUAUUUUAUUUAAUUUGUUUCACGAUUCAUAGUUCGUUUCGUAUGUUUCUACAGGUGCUGGUGGAGGCCGUGACAUUUGAUCACCAAGGAGACGUGACCAAAACAAAGACCAACCCCCAGAACUGCUUAUUUAAUAUACUAUUUCAUUUUUAUGCCGCAAACAAAGAGCUGUGUAAAAGUUCAUUGUGAAAAUGGCUGCAAAAAACAGUGCCAAUGAGAACCAAGGAUUAGGGGAAGCUGGAAACGAUGCAGAGGCAGUUCCUCCUCCCCCACCAACGGCUGCAGGCAGGCCCAGGCCGCCCACGUCACAGCUAUUUUCGAGGGGCAAUCUGGUUAGCAGUCGGACAGGAGGAGGCGAUAAGUCAGGUCUAGCCAGGCCAUCGACGGCAGUCCGGGCCGUGGGCUACGCCGCCAACAGCGGAUCCGCUGGUCAGAGGUUCGACCAGUUUUUCCUGGAGAAGGCAAAGCAGCAAACACUUUCCUCGGCAAACGCUGUGGAUGCCGCCAAGGAAGUAAAUCCUCAAAUCAAGUAUAAGAACCUGGAGGCAAAGAUUGUGAAGCUCUUGGAGUCGUCCAUCGUUUUGGCCUGGCAAAGCACCGCGGCUCGAUCGAGUGGAGAUCUUAACUCGGAGGCAAAGUCGGCAUUGGCCGAGUCCUUGAAUAAGGCCAAGGAGGCCUUCUCAUUGGAUCGAACCCUGCACCGAUUUCGGGACCAGCAGGGCGAGAAUGUUUAUCAUAAUUUCGAUUUGACAUACGCGGUGUUCUUCAACCUGGCGGAGCAGUACGAGCGCAAUGAUUUGCACAUCGAGGCCCUGAACACUUACAGCAUCAUGACCAAGAACAAGAUGUUUCCGCACGUCAACCAGCUGAAGAUCAAUAUGGGCAACAUCUACUACAACAUGGGUAUAUACCAGAAGGCGGUCAAGAUGUACCGCAUGGCCCUCGACUCGGUGCCGAAGAACUUGAGCCAGUUGCGGCUGAAGAUCCGUGAGAACAUUGGAAUCCUCUUCGUACGCAUGGGCUCCUAUUCGGAUGCCGCCUCCAGCUUCGAGUUCAUCAUGUCGGAGCGGGCGGACAUCAAGAGCGGCAUCCACCUGCUGCUCUGCUACUACGCCAUGGGCGACGUGGAGAAGAUUAGGACGGCCUUUCGAAGCCUGUGCGAUGUCCAGCCCGGGGAGACGGAAACCGAUCUGGGGAGUGAGAGCAACAUUAUCAAGCUGCAGCAGCAGGCAGAUCAGGGUGGUCAGGCUGGGGAUCCCGACUUGGACAAGUCCUCGGACCGCCAAGAAAACGGGGGUGCGGAUGUGGCAGUAAUCGAUGCAGAGGGUGGCGGAAGCUACGAAAAAGUUCAGGAGUCCGUGAAGUUUUCGGCCAAGGCAAAGCAGCGUUACGUUCUCCAAGCCCUUAAAAAAGACGACCUAGCCGUAUACACCAGCCAACGCAGAAAUUCCGAGAAGCGAUCUAUUACAAUGAUUGUAGAUCUGAUCUCGCCCUUAAUCGAAGAGAACUAUAAUGAUGGAUACAACUGGUGCAUUGAGAUCAUCAAGACCUCUAAUCUGGCCUGGCUGGCGAACGAACUGGAACUGAACAAAGCCCUAGUAUACCUUCGACAGAAUGACGUAAAUCAAGCCAUUGAAACACUGCAAAUGUACGAUCGCAAGAGUCAGGGAUCUAUGACGGCCAGCGCUCUGACCAAUUUAAGUUUUAUCUAUAUAAGUCUGGGCAACCUGGAGAUGGCCACACAGUGUCUUAACCAGCUGCAGGAAAUCGGAGCGCUGGAAAACAAUGCUCUGGCUCUAAUCAAUGCCAGCAUAGUGGACUUGCGGAAGCAGAACUUCACCGCAGCCCGGGAUCGUUUGGAGAGAGCUCUAGAGCUCCAGCCGACGAACUUUGAGGCCAACUACAAUCUCGGCCUGGUGGCCUUGGCACAGCAGGAUUUCGAGCUGGCCGAGGAGCGUUUCGAGCUGCUGAAGGCCCAACUGAUGAUGCCCCAUUCUGUGCAGCACAGCCAUGUGUUCUAUCAGCUCGCCAAGUUGCAGGAACGCCGCUUGGGCGGCGGAUUCCAGGGAAACGCUUCGCCGGGAGCAGCACUGCAGGCAUACCUGCAGGUGCUUGGCAUCUCCGCCUCCGACAUCGAUUCGCGCCUGUUCGAGAAAGUAGGAUCGCUCUACGAGCAGAUUCAGGACCAUCGGGAGGCCAAUCAGUACUAUCACGAGGCGUAUCGCAUAAACAUGAGUGACAUCAACAUCGCCAGCAGCAUUGGCUCCUACUACAUCAAGCUCCAGGCCACGGAAAAGGCUCUGUAUUACUACGAACGGGCGGUUUUAGCUGAUCCCAACGAUCCGAACCUAAUGCUGCGUAUAGCCAGCUGCUUUCGCAACUCUUAUCUGCCGCCCAAGCAGUACUUGGGUAUGUUCCAGAAGAUCCACGCCCGCUUUCCAGACAAUCUCACGUGCGUGCGGGCUCUAAUGCAAGUAACCAAGUCGCUGGGUCUGGGAGAUUUGCACGAGCGGUACGCCCUGGAAUAUGCCCGCCUGCAGAAGCAGCAGCAGGAACGCCAGAACGAGCACCGAUACCAGCAGCAACGCCUCUCAUCAGCGGCCUCCAAUAGCAGCCGCCUGCGAACAAUAAGGCAGUCCAAUGAGGAGCGCAUGCAGGAGAACAGCGACAUCUCCAAAAGCAUGACCUAUUCGCAGAGUCCCGCGACGUAUUCAGUUCAGCAGUUCGACCCUUUGGGACCUCCUGCGGAACGGCCCCGAACUGGCAGAGCACAGCAGAGCAGAGACGAUUCAGAUGAUGAUGCGGAAAUGAAUGCCGAAAGCUUGCUACCCAUUUAAUUCCAUACUCUUAUAGUUAUGCUAAAGGACAAAUCUGUAAAACUGUUCGUGUUGUCCUUAAGAAAUAAUAAUAA